ACCGGGCGGAGCGCGCUGCCUGCUGGGAUACUCGGCCCGCCCAGCCAGUCCUCCCGGCUUGCGCUGCGGCGGCGAGAUCCGCGUUUUUCCCAAGAUGGUGGCGCUGGGUUCGGGGUGACUGCAGGAGACGACAGAGCCUGAAUCCCCUUCGCCAGAACCUCGACACAUCGCCUUCCUCUCGCUUGCACACCUCGCUACCACUUAGCCAUCUGCCGGCCCAGGCACUCGCCUUUCGCUCCUGCCUCCGACUUGAGCUUCAUCUGUGCGGACCUAGCGAUUACGGCCUCGGGGAGCGGCGCCUCCCUCGGCUCCUCCUUGGGGUCGCGCUCGGAGCAGCUUACAGUCUAGCCCCGGGUCGGCGGGCCCCGCAGCUCUCUAGUGGGGACAAGCAGCGGCGGAGCGGCGGCUGGCGACGAGCGCGGGGUUUUAUGCGGCCCCGGUGCCCCCUUUCCCGGCCUUAGUCUCCGGAGAAGGAAGCGCGGGUCCCGCAUGAGCCCCGGCGGUGGCGGCAGCGAAAGGGAACGAGGCGGCGGCGGGCGGAGGCGGCGAGCGAGGGCGACGACGACUAGUGAGGCGGCCGCUUCUGCGAGGGCCACAGCCCAGGCGCGGGGGCGACAACAGGUUAAAAAUCUGUAAGAACCUGAUUUUACAAUUCAUCAGCUCCUCAGAAGUUUGGCGAAAUAUGAGUUAUUAAACCUACGCUCAGAUCAAGUUAGCAGCUAGACUGGUGUGACUACCUGUUUUUAAUCAGUGACUCAAAGCUGUGAUCACCCUGAUGUCACCGAAUGGCCACAGCUUGUAAAAGUGCCAGCAGGUUUAUUUUUUGUUUUGCAAGCCUGCUCUGCCUCCUUACAGUAUGACAUCUGAUGCUGGAGGGUCGCACUUUCAAAAAUGAGUCAGCUGGUACAUGGGGUUAUCAUCAGUUUUUAGCUCUUCUGUCUGAGACAUACAAACAAGUUUGGAAGCAAUCUUGGGGUACUUACCCACAAGGCUGGUGGAGACCAGGUGUGUCACAAAGAUCGCCAGGAGAACCUCAGUCUGACAACAUCGAAGCUAGCCGAAUGAAGCGAGCAGCUGCAAAGCAUCUAAUAGAACGCUACUACCACCAGUUAACUGAGGGCUGUGGAAAUGAGGCCUGCACGAAUGAGUUUUGUGCUUCCUGUCCAACUUUUCUUCGUAUGGAUAACAAUGCAGCAGCUAUUAAAGCCCUCGAGCUUUAUAAGAUUAAUGCAAAACUCUGUGAUCCUCAUCCCUCCAAGAAAGGAGCAAGCUCAGCUUACCUUGAAAACUCGAAAGGUGCCCCUAACAACUCCUGCUCUGACAUAAAAAUGAACAAGAAGGAAGGACAAGGAGCAAGAGAUGAUUUUAGAGAUGUGACUUACCUAACAGAAGAUACGGUAUAUGAAAUUCUUGAAUUAUGUAGAGAGAGAGAGGAUUAUUCCCCUUUAAUCCGUGUUAUUGGAAGAGUUUUUUCUAGUGCUGAGGCAUUGGUACAGAGCUUUCGGAAAGUCAAGCAACACACCAAGGAAGAACUGAAAUCUCUUCAAGGAAAGGAUGAAGACAAAGAUGAGGAUGAAAAGGAAAAAGCUGCAUGUUCUGCUGCUGCUGCUGCUAUGGAAGAAGAUUCAGAAGCAUCUUCUUCAAGGAUAAGUGAUAGUUCACAAGGAGAUAACAACUUACAAAAAUUAGGCCCUGAUGAUGUGUCUGUGGAUAUUGAGGCCAUUAGAAGGGUCUACACCAGAUUACUCUCUAAUGAAAAAAUAGAAACUGCUUUUCUCAAUGCACUUGUAUAUUUGUCACCUAAUGUGGAAUGUGACUUGACAUAUCACAAUGUAUACUCUCGAGAUCCUAAUUAUCUGAAUUUAUUCAUUAUUGUAAUGGAGAAUAGAAAUCUCCACAGUCCUGAAUAUCUGGAAAUGGCUUUGCCAUUAUUUUGCAAAGCAAUGAGUAAGCUACCCCUUGCAGCCCAAGGAAAAUUGGUUAGACUGUGGUCUAAAUACAGUGCAGACCAGAUUCGCAGAAUGAUGGAAACAUUUCAGCAACUUAUUACUUACAAGGUCAUAAGCAAUGAAUUUAACAGUCGCAAUCUAGUGAAUGAUGAUGAUGCUAUUGUUGCUGCUUCAAAGUGCUUGAAAAUGGUUUACUAUGCAAAUGUAGUGGGUGGGGAAGUGGACACAAAUCAUAAUGAAGAAGAUGAUGAAGAGCCCAUCCCUGAGUCCAGUGAAUUGACACUUCAGGAGCUUUUGGGAGAGGAAAGAAGAAACAAGAAAGGUCCUCGAGUGGACCCACUGGAAACUGAACUUGGUGUUAAAACUCUGGACUGUCGAAAACCACUUAUCCCUUUUGAAGAGUUUAUUAAUGAACCACUGAAUGAUGUUCUAGAAAUGGAUAAAGACUAUACUUUUUUCAAAGUAGAAACAGAGAACAAAUUCUCUUUCAUGACAUGUCCCUUUAUAUUGAAUGCUGUCACAAAGAAUUUGGGAUUAUAUUAUGACAAUAGAAUUCGCAUGUACAGUGAACGAAGAAUCACUGUUCUCUACAGCUUAGUUCAAGGACAGCAGUUGAAUCCAUAUUUGAGACUCAAAGUCAGACGUGACCAUAUCAUAGAUGAUGCACUUGUCCGGCUAGAGAUGAUCGCUAUGGAAAAUCCUGCAGACUUGAAGAAACAGUUGUAUGUGGAAUUUGAAGGAGAACAAGGAGUUGAUGAGGGAGGUGUUUCCAAAGAAUUUUUUCAGCUGGUUGUGGAGGAAAUCUUCAAUCCAGAUAUUGGUAUGUUCACAUAUGAUGAAUCUACAAAAUUGUUUUGGUUUAAUCCAUCCUCUUUUGAAACUGAGGGUCAGUUCACUCUGAUUGGUAUAGUGCUGGGUCUGGCUAUUUACAAUAACUGUAUACUGGAUGUACAUUUUCCCAUGGUUGUCUACAGGAAGCUAAUGGGGAAAAAAGGAACUUUUCGUGAUCUGGGAGACUCUCACCCUGUCCUAUAUCAGAGUUUAAAAGAUUUACUGGAAUAUGAAGGGAAUGUAGAAGAUGACAUGAUGAUCACUUUCCAGAUAUCUCAGACAGACCUUUUUGGUAAUCCAAUGAUGUAUGAUCUAAAGGAAAAUGGUGAUAAAAUUCCAAUUACAAAUGAAAACAGGAAGGAAUUUGUCAAUCUCUAUUCUGACUACAUUCUCAAUAAAUCAGUAGAAAAACAGUUUAAGGCUUUUCGGAGAGGUUUUCAUAUGGUGACCAAUGAAUCUCCCUUAAAAUAUUUAUUCAGACCAGAGGAAAUUGAAUUGCUUAUAUGUGGAAGCCGGAAUCUAGACUUCCAAGCACUAGAAGAAACUACCGAAUAUGAUGGUGGCUAUACCAGGGACUCUGUUCUGAUUAGGGAGUUCUGGGAAAUUGUUCAUUCAUUUACAGAUGAGCAGAAAAGACUCUUCUUGCAGUUUACAACAGGCACAGACAGAGCACCUGUGGGUGGACUAGGAAAAUUAAAGAUGAUUAUAGCCAAAAAUGGCCCAGACACAGAAAGGUUACCUACAUCUCAUACUUGCUUUAAUGUCCUUUUACUGCCGGAAUAUUCAAGCAAAGAAAAACUUAAAGAAAGAUUGUUGAAGGCCAUCACUUAUGCCAAAGGAUUUGGCAUGCUGUAAAAAAAAAAAAAAAAGAAGAAGAAGAAGAAGGAAAAAAAAAUGAAAAAAGAAAAAAAAAAGGAAAUUUAAAAUUUUAAUACAUAUAACAAGAGGGAUAAAAUUGGUGGUGAUAGUAUCCCAGUACAAAAAGGCUGUAAGAUAGUGAACCACAGUAGUCACCUAUGUCUGUGCCUCCCUUCUUUAUUGGGGAUAUAUGGGCUGGAACAGCAGAUUUCAGCUACUUAUAUGAACAAAUCCUUUAUUAUUAUUAUUAUUUUUUUUUUUUUUUGGUGUGAAAGUGUUACUUAUUCUUUCACUUGUAUGUACAGAGAGGUUUUUCUGAAUAUUUAUUUUAAGGGUUAAAUCACUUUUGCUUGUGUUUAUUACUGCUUGAGGUUGAGCCUUUUUGAGUAUUUAAAAAAUAUAUACCAACAAAACUACUCUCCCAAGGAAAAUAUUACCACCAUUUGUAGACUGUGUAACCUUCAAGUAUGUGCUAUUUUGUCCCUGUAUCUAACUCAAAUCAGGAACUGUGCUUUUUUUUUUUUUUUUUUUUUUUUUUUUUAAAAACAAUUUGCUUUGAAACUUGAAGUCUUGAAAACAGUGUGAUGCAAUUGCUGCUGUUCUAGUCCCCAAAGAGUUUUCUGUGCAAAAUCUUGAAAUCAAUAAAGAUGGAAGGGAGAACUUGGAAUGUUUUAACUGCAGCCCUCAGAACUUUACUUUAGAAACAGCACAACAAAUUAAAAACAACUCAUGCCACAGUAUGUCGUCUUCAUGUGUCUUGCAAUGAACUGUUUCAGUAGCCAAUCCUCUUUCUUAGUAUAUGAAAGGACAGGGAUUAUUUUGUUGUUGUUGUUGUUGUUGUUAUUGUUGUUGUUGUUGUUGUUGUUGUUUUAAGUUUACUGGGGAAAAGUGCAUUUGGCCAAAAGAAAUGGUAGUCAAGCCUGUUGCAAGAAAGUUAGGAAGUUUGUUGUUUAUUAUAAAUUCAAAGCAUGUGAAAGUGCACUUAAAAUAAAUUUUUUAUUAAUUACUUAUUACCUGCAUUUUAAAUAGACAAUCCAAAGUCUUCCCUUCAUGUUGCCAUCAUCUUGUCUAAUCAGCCAUUUUAUCAAGGCACAUGAUCAGUGUUGCAACAUAAUGGAAAGGAUGGCUAUUGUGCCUUGUUUUACCUAAUCAUACAUUAAGCAGACCUGGAAAUGAAUGGAACUAUUACUCUUAAGUCCUAUCUACAUUGUAUAUCCCCAAAGAUUAAGUUUUACUUCAAAAAGUAAGUGUUAAAUAUUACUUUCAUGUACUAUGGAAAAGUACAAAUACGUUUAAAUUACUGGAAGUUCAGAAGUAAGUAGUUUCCCCUUUCUAGUCUUCUGUGUCUGUGGUGUUAAUUUGUUUUAUUGCAAUAUAAAAUAAAAGGAUUAUGUAUUUUUAACUAAGGAGAAACAUAUUGAUAUAUCCUUUUACUACAAGCUACAUACAGCUAAUGUGCUGAGCUUGUGCUUUGAUGAUUGUUUUAACAGACUACGAUCAGCUGAUGAUUUGUUUGCAAUUGACAGGAAAAAUACAGCUUUUCAAAUCACUGGAGGGGAAAAAGGAUGUCUUUGAGGAUUAUUUUAAUUAUUUUAGUAAUUGAAACACAUCUGUUAUGUACCAUAUUGCUAAAUAAAGCAGUAACAUUUUUCAUCAUAAUUUAGUGGAAAAAGAAAAUAAUGCUUUCCAUCUUGUGAUAAAGUAACGUUUUUGUUUUUUGUUUUUUUCUGGGCCAGCCUUUAGAACACUGUUAAGGUAUGUACACUACCUUGAUGCAAGGGACUCUCAUGCUACUACAGUUAUCUUAAAGAGUGUCUCAUCCAUGUGCUUGUGUAUAAUGAAAGUGAGAAGGAGAGAAAUAAAAUACUCUGGGGGCAUUUUAUAAUAAAUUCGUGAAGAAAUGUGUGCUCUUCAGUUCUCAAAUUCUAUUACCACAGUAUUGAAGUUCUACAAUUGUAUUAAUAUAUCUGUAUGAAGUCUGUGAAUGGUAAUUGAGUAUAGGUUAUCAGAUAUAGAAUUCACAUCAAAUAGACUUUUAACAAACAGUUCAAAAUAAACCUACCCUUAAAAAUAUUCUAAGAGAAAAAGUCAUUGGUUGUCCAUAGUAGCCUCUCUCACUUGCUUAAUAAUUAUCCUGGGCAUGUUACCACUUCUUAUCAUUGCCUCCUGUUCACUACUGUUUACCAGAAUGCCACUGAACAAUAUCUCAAGGAAGAGGAAAACAGAAAUUUUGACUAAUGACUACUUACUCUACCCCAAAUGUCAUAUUAUUAAAGCACAUUUUUGCCUGGACACUCUUACAUAUUUUGGUUAUCUGUCAAUCAGCCUACAGUCUCCCAAGAAGUUCUGGGACAAAAUGAACCAUAAACUAAAAUAAUUAAAUUUCCAAAUGGAAACUUUGUGUUUAAUAUUUUAUUAUUUUAGAAAAUUCCAAACAUGCAAUAUAAAAAUACAACUUGAAGCCAAAUUUUCCCUGAGCCUGGCAGCUUCAGCAAAUGAGUUAGAUUUCCUGACCCUAUACUGUAUACUACUUUCCUGGGUUGUGGUUAAUUGUGUGAUAAAAUACAAUUACAACUUCCGUAGCCUCAUUUGUGUAGGAAAGAUAAAUAUCCAAACAAAAAACAACUUGAAAAUGAGGCUUCAAACUGAACUGCGGAUGUUAUUCAUUCAUAGUUGUGACCUAGCAAUGUCAUUCCCUUUCCUAUAAGAACACAACUGUGCUGGGGUUUUAAGCCCCUUUGGGAUUUUUCUCAGUUUCAUAGUCUGUUACAGGAAGGACUGUUUUCCUGAGGCUACUCUAUUUAUAGUCUUGAUCCCCUUGCUAUCUGUCUAUCCAUCCUGUCAUCUAUCUAUCUAAUCUAUCUUUUUUUUACCUUACCACCUUUUUUACCUUCCAUAGCUUCUUAAGGAACAUCUCUACCCCUCCCACCCCUUCCCUGAGCCACCAAAGAAUUCAAAAACAAGCUUCUAUUUUACUCCCUCUUGUCUUCCUCUACUCAGUGUCAUUAGUCUAUAAAGAAUUUCCUGGGGAGGACAGAGUGUCAAAUGCAAAGUCCCAAAGCUUUUUCCUCUUCCCUGUUCAAAUCCAGUAGAUUGGCUUUUGUUAAAAAAAAAAAAAAAAAAAAAAAAAAAAAAAAAAACUAAAAGAUUUUAAUGCAAAUGUCUGUGAGAAAUGCUGCUAAUCCAUUUCUGUCCUACUGAAAAUGCUGUCCUGAAGAAUGCUCAUAACCUGAAUUGCCAGCAAGGGCUCUAAUCUUGCCAACAACUUGAACUUAAUUUGCCUGUUAUUUGGUUCCUUUUUUUGGUUGGAUGUAUACUGUCCAGAUCUUGGAUGGAUACUAUAAUUAAAGUUCUUGUCUUGCCCAA
This is a messenger RNA of Leopardus geoffroyi (Geoffroy's cat), 7004 nucleotides long. It is a transcript of the gene UBE3A, whose product is annotated as ubiquitin protein ligase E3A. The record is from RefSeq and is a predicted model, not a curated record. The transcript has 14 exons. NCBI's taxonomy places the organism in Eukaryota, Metazoa, Chordata, Mammalia, Carnivora, Felidae. Gene Ontology annotation, molecular function: ubiquitin protein ligase activity. Gene Ontology annotation, biological process: ubiquitin-dependent protein catabolic process; protein polyubiquitination. The coding region runs from base 867 to 3635 and encodes 922 amino acids.